Ilyonectria robusta is the source of this 429-nucleotide messenger RNA. RefSeq lists its product as uncharacterized. The transcript is spliced from 3 exons. Gene Ontology annotation, molecular function: oxidoreductase activity, acting on CH-OH group of donors. The coding region runs from base 1 to 429 and encodes 142 amino acids. The record is from RefSeq and is a predicted model, not a curated record. NCBI's taxonomy places the organism in Eukaryota, Fungi, Ascomycota, Sordariomycetes, Hypocreales, Nectriaceae.
AUGACAAUGGUUUCCCAAAUAGCCCUUCAAUCAAACUUUGGAUACUCCUUCCAAAUAUUUGUUCUUUGGAGGGUAAGCUCAGCAGUGGCACGACGAGAGCUCGUAUUCGGUCGACCGGAUAUUGCUCCAACCCGUGGUACCUGUGGUACCCGUUUCCGAGGCGUACCAUUUGACCGGUAUGCGCCGCGCGAAGCAAUUCGCACAGACAUCAAGCUCAUGACAAGCAACGAAACUGUUAUCGGCCGGGAGAUUAUUUCAGGCGAGGUUAGCGAGAAGCCGCUCACUAUCAACUCAACUGACGAUGAGGUUAAUGCUCGCAUCCGUGAGAAUGGAGCUGGCUGCUACCACCCCAGUGGUACUGCAUCGAUGGGCAAGGUCCCCUUCAACCUUGACACGACAGGGGUCUAUCCAAUGGAACAGGCGUGGUAA